This is a messenger RNA of Cimex lectularius (bed bug), 2287 nucleotides long. Its product is annotated as calnexin-like. Gene Ontology annotation, biological process: protein folding. Lineage: Eukaryota; Metazoa; Arthropoda; Insecta; Hemiptera; Cimicidae. Gene Ontology annotation, cellular component: endoplasmic reticulum; endoplasmic reticulum membrane. Gene Ontology annotation, molecular function: calcium ion binding. Bases 102 to 1886 code for a protein of 594 amino acids. The record is from RefSeq and is a predicted model, not a curated record. The transcript has 11 exons.
GCCGACGGUCCUGCUUCUGUCGGAAACUUUUGGGGGAUGUGCGACAGAGAUUUUCUAUAAGGGACAUUGAGAAAGAAAGCCUGUUGCUCUUCAAUGUACACAUGUUCAGCUACGUUGUGUUUUGUUUCGUAAGCCUGCUAUUCAUCAAGGCAGACGGAGAUGAAUCUGCUCUGGAUGAGUUCAACCCACAGUAUUUGCUUGACAUCAUUUCAAAAGAGGAGCCGUAUUUUGCAGAGACAUUUGAUGACCCGACUCUUUACGCUGAUAAUUGGAUACCUUCUCAGUCAAAGAAAGAGGGUGUAGAAGACAAUAUCGGAAAAUAUGAUGGUGAUUGGCUUUUGGAUAUUCCAAUUAAAAAUGUUGUCAAAGGAGAUAUGGGUCUUACAUUCAAAGAUAAAGCUAAACAUCGUGCUAUAACUGCAAAAUUAAGCAAAAAGUUCUCGUUUAAAACAAAUCCUCUGAUAAUUCAAUAUGAGGUGACAUUUCAAAAUGGGCAGGAAUGUGGUGGUGGUUACAUGAAGUUAUAUUCUGAAGACAACAAUUUAAAUCUCAACCUAAUUAACGAUAAAUCUCCUUACACUAUAAUGUUUGGGCCAGAUAAGUGUGGCAGUGUUUCAAAGAUUCACUUUAUAUUUCGUCAUAAAAACCCUAAGAAUGGAUCAUUUGAAGAAAAACAUGGAAAACAGCCUGCUAAUCGUUUCGAGGAAGUUUUCACAGAUAGUAAACCACAUUUGUUCACUUUGGUUAUUUAUCCCAAUAACAAUUAUAAGAUUCUCAUUGACCAGGAAACCGCUGUCGAAGGUUCUCUUCUAGAAGAUUUUACACCACCUGUGAAUCCACCAGCUGAAAUAGAUGAUCCGAACGAUAAGAAACCUGAAGAUUUUGAUGAUCGUGAGAAAAUACCAGAUCCUACAGCGACAAAACCUGAAGACUGGGAUGAGAGUGAACCACGCACAAUUCCUGAUGCUAAUGCUGUUAAGCCGGCCAACUGGUUGGAUAACGAGCCGAUUGACAUUCUUGAUCCUUCUGCUGAAAAACCUGAUAAUUGGGAUGAAGAAAUGGACGGAGAAUGGGAAGCUCCUCUAGUUCCCAACCCUGCGUGUGAGGAUGCUGCAGGAUGUGGUGUUUGGACACCUCCUGAAAUUCCAAAUCCAAAGUAUAAAGGCAAAUGGUCCCCACCGUUAAUACCUAACCCAGCAUAUCGAGGCAAAUGGGAACCGAGAAAAAUUCCAAAUCCUGAUUAUUUCCAUGAUGAAAAUCCUUUCGUGUCACUCGUACCUUUGGCAGCUGUAGGCUUCGAGUUGUGGUCCAUGUCUCCCAAUAUAUUUUUUGAUAAUAUUCUAAUUACCGAUGAUGAGAAUUUUGCCCAAUCCUGGUCCGACAUCACUUUCCGUACAAAAAUAAAGAGAAUCACUAAAGAGUCGGCUUCAUUUCUAUCUGAAAUAGUGGAUUUCACAAACCAGUAUCCGUGGCUUUGGGCUGUGUACACCCUUGUGUUAUUAUUCCCCAUAACACUGUUUGUAUACUUCUGCAUUUGGUCAAAGCAGGAUAAACAUGAUUUCCUUCCUUGUGGCCCACGUAUUGACGAAGAAGAUGAAAAUGAAAGUCCAGAAGGAAAUUUAGUCGAGGAAAACGCAGGUGAUUCGAAAGACAAUGAAGAGUUUUCAGAGCCCGCCAAAAAUCCUCAAGAAGAUGACAGACGAGAAAAGCGUGAGGGCUCAGAAGAGGUUUUUGAUUUUCUCGAUGGGGCUGCAGAGGAGAAUAAGGAGGACAAUGGCUCUGUAGAUGGGGAUCAGCCCGUUACUCUUCCUGAUGAUGAAAGCUCAUUAGAUGGCAAGGAAGAAGGCGAAGUGAAGAAAAGGAAACCAAGGAAACUCGAUGAUUAGAUUCACAAAGGUUGGCCAAUGUUCAACCAACUUGUUCAUAAUAAUAUAUAGCAAAAACGAAGCUAAUUUUGUUGAUGUGAUGCGGUUUCCUCUUUUCAUGCAUUUUGAAUUUUAUUUUUCUUUCCCAUUGAUAUUUUUAGCAUUUCGCAUUUCCUUUUAAUGUCAUUUUUUUUAAUUGAGUAGAAUUGGGUUUAUAGUUACCUAAGAUUUCUUUCAUUAUUUGUGCACAUGCUAAUGAGUUUUUUCUGCAACUGCUAGUUAAUUUACAUGGCGUUAAAUAUCAACUAUGAAUGAAAGUUAUGAAGGUAAGAAAAAAGACUGAGUUAGUAUAAAAUAUGGGCUUUUAACGUGAAUAAUGAAUACUGAGGUCAAGCGUUCAGUUUUGAAACGAUUAAUUAAAA